AUGUGCAGUGGGCCGGCUUUGUUAAAGUGGGCCGUCUUUGAGCGCUCGAGCAUCAAAGAAGUCGAGGUCGCGGAGUCAUUGUUGUUACGCAAGCCUGGACCCUUGACGGAAGUGGCUGGUACGCCGUCACGCAUUCACGUCACCCCACUAAUCCCCGCGCCAAAAAAGUUCAGGCAAGAGUCCGGGUCAUCCAUUGUGCAGCCGUGA
Parastagonospora nodorum SN15 is the source of this 207-nucleotide messenger RNA. RefSeq lists its product as hypothetical. NCBI's taxonomy places the organism in Eukaryota, Fungi, Ascomycota, Dothideomycetes, Pleosporales, Phaeosphaeriaceae. Bases 1 to 207 code for a protein of 68 amino acids. The record is from RefSeq and is a predicted model, not a curated record. The transcript is spliced from 2 exons.